Molecule: messenger RNA, 1132 nt
Organism: Aspergillus candidus
Lineage: Eukaryota; Fungi; Ascomycota; Eurotiomycetes; Eurotiales; Aspergillaceae
Product: alpha/beta hydrolase
Exons: 2
Coding region: 120-965 (281 amino acids)
Source: RefSeq, a predicted model, not a curated record
CUGACAUCCGCAUCCAUGGUUCCAUCAUCUCCCCCUCUUUGUCUUCUUCCCGCUCCUCCACAUCUCUCUUUGGUUCUCUGUCCACUGCAACUCCUCCCUCCAGGUCAAUCCACAUCUCCAUGGUUUAUUCAAACAAAAUGUCCAGAAAUCUCGCCAUCGUCAUCUGUCACGGCUCGUACCACUCUCCCGCCCCAUACCAACCACUGAUCCACGCUAUUCAGUCGCGCGGUAUCGACGCCUACUGCCCCCAGCGACCCACCUGCGACCUCGCCAACCUUAACGUCGGCACCGACCUCCACCACCCGGACUUCGAUCGUCCGCCCCCGGAGACCGGCUACCCCAGCGACACAGAAGACGUCGAUGCCGUUCUCGAUCUCGUCAAACAGCUGGUCCGCGAUGGCAAGCGCGUGCUACUCGUCGGACACUCCUCCGGCGGCUGGGUCGCCAGCCAGGCGGCCAUCCCCGCGGUGCAGGCUACCGCGGGUCAGACCGACGGAGUGAUCGGCAUCUUCUAUAUCGGAGCAUUUGUCAUUCCGGUCGGGGAGUCGGUGCAUAGCUUCUUCCAGCCGGCGGGUGGGGAAGUCAUCGCGCCGCCGUUUAUGGAGUUUCAUAAACACGGUCCUGAAGGUCUCGGGACGAUAGUGGAUGCUCCGCGCUUUCUAUUCAACGAUCUCGACGCCGACGAUGCCCAGAAGUGGACGGCGACGCUAACGGCAUCCCCGAUAAUGACCACUCCGCUCACCAACGAUCCUUACAAGACACUGCCGUGUGCAUAUCUCGUGCUGGAGAACGACCGCACACUACCCUGUGAGUAUCAGGAGAAGAUGGUGGAGUUGCAGACGCAGGCAGGGGGCACGUUCACCAUGUACCGUGCGGCGGCGGGUCACUCGCCGCAUCUAAGCUGGACGGGGGGAUUGGUGGAUCGGAUGGAGGCGUUUGUGGAUAGUCUGAGGGAUGGUCAGUGACGGUCUAAUGGGAGUGUUGUUUCGGUCGUGUAGAUCACCUGUGCUCGUUGGAUGCAGAGAGCCGAGUAUGCACUCUAUACCAAACGUACGAUCCAGGAUGGCCCUAUUGUAAGACAAGGUAGCAUUGCAUCAUUUCCUUCUCAUUUAUUGACGGUCUCAGCUAGUUG